Messenger RNA from Caenorhabditis remanei, 387 nucleotides. RefSeq lists its product as uncharacterized. The record is from RefSeq and is a predicted model, not a curated record. The coding region runs from base 1 to 387 and encodes 128 amino acids. The transcript is spliced from 3 exons. NCBI's taxonomy places the organism in Eukaryota, Metazoa, Nematoda, Chromadorea, Rhabditida, Rhabditidae.
AUGCCAGACGUUAUCACAACCACAGUGAGCGCAUUAGAGACUCCACAGGUCCCCUCAAAAUACCAAACAGCUCGAAACGCGUCAAAAGUAUACAGUGACUCAAUCUCACGUCGGACCCAAUACUCUUCGAAAUGCACCUGCACAUCGCCAUAUCACACCAACGAAUCAUUCUACCACAGCCAGUUCAAAACCUACCGAAACCAAGUCAGAUGGGUCAUGGGUGGAUUUGUGGUCUUCAGACAGCCACUAUAUUUAAAACGCAAUAAGUCUACUCUCCACCACGAUAGUAUUCCAAUUCAACCGCUCGGAACUGCUCAGCUCCAGUCAAGGACUCCAGAAGGAAUCCCUCCAAUGACAUUCUUCAUCCCUCGACAUCGGAAACGAUAG